This is a messenger RNA of Andrographis paniculata, 1407 nucleotides long. Its product is annotated as transcription factor bHLH68-like. Gene Ontology annotation, cellular component: nucleus. NCBI's taxonomy places the organism in Eukaryota, Viridiplantae, Streptophyta, Magnoliopsida, Lamiales, Acanthaceae. Gene Ontology annotation, biological process: regulation of transcription by RNA polymerase II. The record is from RefSeq and is a predicted model, not a curated record. Gene Ontology annotation, molecular function: DNA-binding transcription factor activity, RNA polymerase II-specific; RNA polymerase II cis-regulatory region sequence-specific DNA binding; protein dimerization activity. Bases 216 to 1169 code for a protein of 317 amino acids. The transcript has 8 exons.
AAGACAUGGAAUUUUCUUCUCAAACGCUCACAAGGCCGCGUUUGGUCGCGCAGAAAGUGGAUUUUGGGAAUUUUUGGGAGAAUUGUCGAAGAGAUCAUCGUUUGAUUUCACGAGUUCUGAGGAAAAUUGAAUCGAGUUUGAUUGUUGCUGUUUGAUUUCGUGGAGAUUUUGAUUUGAAUUCAUCGAUCAGUGGUUUAGUUUAGUUUAGUAAUCCGAUGAUGGCUGGAAACCCUAAUUGCUGGGGAAUCAAUAAUGUUAAUGGCGUCGGCAUGCAUCCACACGAGUACCAGCUGUCUCCGCCGCCGCCGCCGUUGUUGGUGCAGUUUCCGGCGAACUCCUCAAACCCUAAUUUUCAGGAUUUUCCAGUUAGGUCUUGGAGCCAGUUGCUUCUGGGAGGAGAUCAGGAGGAGAGAUUUGUGGAGGCGAAUUUGUUGGGGCAAGAGAAGAAAUUGGAGAAUUGGGAGGAUCAAGUUGCAAAUUUGAAUGUGAAGGAGGAGAUGAUGUCAUCAUUGCCAUUGGCAGCGCCUCAAUCUAGCUAUGGGGACGAUGAUGAAUUCCAGGCCGUUAGAUCUUCGUCGUCGUCAUCCAACGGCUGGCCUACCUCCGCCGCCGCCGUUGUCUCUUCUCCGACCUCCUGCAUCACUAACAGCAUCCUUAAUUUCUCCUCUCCAUCGCCCAAACCUCAGCACCACCGCCAUGCCCACGAACACUCACCUGAGAAGGAAAAUAGCAAUGGGAACAGCAGGAGUAGCUGCAAGAAGGCUAGGGUUCAUCACUCAUCUGCCCAACCAGCUUUGAAGGUGAGGAAGGAGAAAUUAGGGGAUAGAAUAACAGCACUUCACCAACUCGUUUCUCCUUUUGGAAAGACUGACACAGCAUCUGUCUUGUCAGAAGCCAUUGGUUACAUUAGAUUCCUUCAGGCUCAAAUUCAGGCACUAAGCUCUCCUUACAUGCGCAAUGCAACAGCAAGCUCAGGACACCACCAACAUUCUGUGUUGAAUGGUAGUGUUGACAUGGAAAGAGCAGCUCAUAAUAACCAGGAUUAUUUAGCAGCAGAUUUGAGAAGUAGAGGGCUUUGCCUGGUUCCCAUUUCCUGCACUCAGCAUAUGCCAACUGACGGCGGCGCCGCCGACUACUGGCCUCCCACCGCUUUAGGCACUGGCUUCUGAUCGCCGGCGCGCCGGCGGCCAUAGGUAACAUCACAACCAGUCAGUUAUUUAUUAUAUAUAUAUAUAUGAAUAUAUUUCAUUUUAAAAUUAGUUAAGUAAAUUGUGACUGACUGCUUCUGAUGCUGCUGGAAACAUCUCUGUAUUUAAAACAUAAUUAUAUAUAUAUAUUAGUGUCAUGUGAUUUUGAUUAAUUAUCUAUAUAUAUAUAUAUAUAUAUAGAUAGAGAGAGAGAGAGAGA